This is a messenger RNA of Opisthorchis viverrini, 1986 nucleotides long. RefSeq lists its product as hypothetical. The record is from RefSeq and is a predicted model, not a curated record. NCBI's taxonomy places the organism in Eukaryota, Metazoa, Platyhelminthes, Trematoda, Opisthorchiida, Opisthorchiidae. The transcript has a single exon. Bases 1 to 1986 code for a protein of 661 amino acids.
AUGCACCGACGUAAAAGCAUCAUCAUAUCUCAAGGGGAUUCAUGUGCCCCCGUAAGAUCUGGCUUGCGUAUCAAUGUUAGUGGUGGAAUGGAAAGGAAGAAUGAUAACUUUCGAAAAUCCACUAACUACUUGCCAACUACAAGUAAGAAACCAUGGAAUAGUAGCGUGCGCGUCGAUCAGACUGUGAUGAGUGGGCAGCGUGAAGACAGGAGGCUACCACUGUACGCAAACACUAUGGUCCACGCAAAGUCCAAAGGAUAUCGCGUAGGGUGCAUGAGUUCCAUUGGCAAACAGGAUACCGCUUCGGUAGCGAUUCCAAGUGUAAGCCAAGACUCCAAGAUAAGCGGUGAAGUGGGCGACGGUGCUAUGCUGAUACACAACUCCCUAAGAAAAGGAAUCCAUUUACACGCGUCGAAUGACCUGGAGUCACGCGAAGAAGAUUCAGUAAUGAUGGAGGAAAAUUCCAAGAGCAAAACCCAGUUUCAAGAUACAACUAAAUUAUAUGCUGGAAAAAAGCUCUCCCACGAUGCGGAUAGCUACCAUUCCGAACUGGAAACUAUUGUCGCCAAGGUAUGUAUGUGGUACCUUAAAGUUCGAACAAACAUAAACAAACUGUACGGUAACGCUUCAAGCACACAGGGCACUGAGAAUCUUUACAACGUUAUUUCUUCUUAUUUGGACCAACUUCAAACGCUUUUAGGAACUAAUCUCCCAGAUAUCACGAAUCCUAAUUCUGCUGAGUCGCGGUCGCCGGCAACCUCCAGAAAACAUUCAGGAACCAUCCUGGAGGGUGACAGGCCAUUGCCUGUCGCUCAACAAGCUUAUCACAACACAAAUGCAACCAUGAGAGUUGAAAAUCAUCCAGUGGGCAUGCUUGCUACAACGACCUUCUGUGAAGAACCACAACAAGAAGAAAGAAUCCCCACACCCUAUGUGAAUCAAUAUUUUAGUGAAGCAGCCUCUGGUGACAUAGAGGCGGAACAACCGAUCGCAAGCCCGAGCCGAACAGUAGCCUCUGAUAUGAUCAAUACAGAGAAGAGCGUUUCACCAAAGGUGAGCUUGCAAGUCAGCCUAAGAACAAAGGGAUUACCAGUCGAGAGCUGGUGCGACGGAGGAACAGACCAAAACUCAAAUUGCAACAUUCUAUAUAAUGAGAACGUGGGAAAACUGUCUUCCAUGCUCCGGUUCCUAAAUCAACCUUAUCGCAUGGACGAUGCGGAUACAAUGUGCAAAGAUGUGCAAGGCUCACAGGUGCAUUGUUCUACUGGUUACAACAAUCUUUUCCACUGUUCCGAGAAACAAGGCUGUGUCACAAACUGGCAAAACUGCAGUCCGAACACAUUUUCAACAAGACAGCUCAUAAGUCGGCUCAUUUAUGGAACAGUCUAUACAAAAUCUUACACGCUAUUAUCCUGGCUUUAUCCAGCUGGCGAAGUUGUACAAAUUUGGGCAGAAUCAAUGCAUCAAACUAGACUAGUUCUACACAGCCGAGAGCACACACUAGUUGUAGUAACGGGCUUCAAAGCCCACAUAGAAUUAUCAUCGGUAGUGGAAAGAGUCAUGAGUCGGUCAUCAUUACAUUCAGUACACGAGACGGAAGAGGAGGAAGACGAUCCAGUAUUUCUCGUUGAAGCAAUCCUACUACGUGCCCCGGAAGAAGAAACCAAAAAACGUGUCGGCCUGGGAAAGAAAAUCGCUGUGACUGAUGAAAAGGACGAUUCGGCUGCAUCAUCUCCACUGCCCGAACCGCCGGAGGAACUGCCUACUUGGAGUGAACCCAACCUACCGCCUCCCCCAUGGCUGGAAGAACCUUCUGUAUCACAUCAAAUCAAGGUGUAUCCCACCGAAUGCCUGCAGCUUCCUAUAAGAAGUGUGACCAAGCCCAAUGCUCCAUACCUUCUAUGGAAAUGCGCAUCUGUUGAUCCAGUGGUACAACAUUCGUUUGAAAAUUUCGACUGGAAUCUUUUUCACCAGGAUUGGUCUUAA